This is a messenger RNA of Triticum turgidum subsp. durum (durum wheat), 678 nucleotides long. NCBI's taxonomy places the organism in Eukaryota, Viridiplantae, Streptophyta, Magnoliopsida, Poales, Poaceae. The record is from the annotation of a GenBank genome assembly.
AUGUCCAUCUUUCGCUUCAUUCUCCUGAGAAUAGAAAGAAGUAGAGGCUGGAGAUGCUUUGCUACUGGAAUCCCUUCUGAUUCUAUAGCGGAGCUCAAUAGGGAAAUGGAAUCGAUAUUUGGCGAAUCUCCUUCAGCCAGCCCUUUGGGCUCAAAUCCUCCGCAGCAAGUAGUCCAUCCCACUCCUGCAGCCCGGGAGACACAACCGGGUCUUACCCAUGUUGAUUGCAGUGGCCAGGCAAAGAUGGUUGAUGUCUCACCCAAACAUGACAGUGAGAGAGUAGCUAUAGCCAGUUGCAGGGUCUUGCUAGGCCAGAAGGCAUUUAACUUGGUGGCGUCAAACCAGAUUGCCAAAGGCGAUGUACUUACUGUUGCAAAGAUAGCUGGAAUAACUGGUGCGAAGCAAACUAGUAACCUCAUACCCCUGUGCCACAACAUUAAUCUCUCCCAUGUUCGUGUUGAUCUCACUCUCAAUGAAGAGGACUCUAGUGUUGUCAUAGAAGGGGAAGCCACCACUUGCGGGAAGACAGGGGUUGAAAUGGAAGCAAUGGCUGCAGUGACCAUUGCCGGACUGACGGUUUAUGACAUGUGCAAAGCAGCUUCAAAGGACAUAUGUAUAACAGAUAUCUGUCUCCAGCACAAAUCGGGGGGAAAGAGUGGAAACUGGUCCAGGAAUUAG